Closterium sp. NIES-65 is the source of this 1757-nucleotide messenger RNA. The record is from the annotation of a GenBank genome assembly. NCBI's taxonomy places the organism in Eukaryota, Viridiplantae, Streptophyta, Zygnematophyceae, Desmidiales, Closteriaceae.
AUGGUGAUCAAGGUUGGCGGGUUGACCAAGGAAGCGAAGAAUGACACCCGCGAGAAGAGAGGCGAGACAGGCGAGGAGGGGGAAUUGAAGGGAUCAGACAGCAGAACGGAGGAGCAGCGUGAUGAGCGGCGGGAGGAGGGGAUAGAAAAGGAUCACGUAGGGAAGGAGGAGAGUGCACGGGAUAGCAGCAGCACGCUGCAUACCGACAGCACGCGGCAGGAGAGCGGCACGCGGGAGGAGAACACGACGGGGGAGGGAGGGCGUGAGAUUGGUAGCGAUACGCGGCAGAAGGAGGAGGUCGGGGGGAAGGCGGAGGCAGCUGCUGGCGCGCAUGAGGGGAAACAUAGCAGCCCAGGGGCACAGGCAGCCAAAUCGGAUGUCGCAUGGGAAGCGGAUGUCGCACCGGAAAGAGAAGCAGCGGGAGAGUCAAAGGCAUCAGGGGAGGCGGGGGCGGCAUCAGGGGAGGCGGAGUCGGCAUCAGGGGAGGCGGAGUCGGCAUCAGGAGAGGCGGGGCCGGCAUCAGGGGAGGCGGAGACGGCAUCAGGGGAGGCGGGGGCGGCAUCAGGGGAGGCGGAGUCGGCAUCUGGGGAGGCGGAGUCGGCAUCAGGGGAGGCGGGGGCGACAUCAGGUGGUGGAGUUAGCGACGCUGCAGUGAUCGCUGUGGCCGAGUGCAUACGCAUACUCACGCUCCGUGUCUCUCUAUCCACGCUUCCCGCCCUUCCUGGUUCUGCAUCCCUCUUUACUUCCGCCCCCCCUCUCCCCCCUUCUUCUUUCCCAGGGCAACCUAGGCGCACGCCUGCAGGCGCUUUGCCUUGCGCCCGCCGUCAGCGCGGUGUGGGGCGCGCGCGCACCGGGGGAGGCGGAUGCGGGAAGAAGGAAGGGGAUAAGGCGAGGGAGGUAGCCGUUGUGUGGAGUGACUCAGCGGUCGCGGAUGCUGACGUGGACGGAAGUGCUGCUGAUUCCGCUGGCGGCAGUCCCAAGAAGGGACCCGCAGGGGAGGGGUUCUUGGAUUUAUUCAGCGGGUUUCCCGGUGCAUGCUCCGCCCUCCGCCUCUUCCAGUCUUGCCUGGGCGCUCUGCAGCCCUCGCCACGUGUCAGCAGAUUACUGGAGGAGGGAGCGCUGGGGGAAACGGGAGCAGCUGCUGGGAGGUCUGAGGGGGAGAUAAAGGAGGGUGGGGGAGGACGGGUAAAGGGGGGAUCUAGGGAGAGACUAGCUCGUAGCACGGCUGUGUAUCUGGAAGCCAAUCAGGUGAUGCCAGGGGGCACGUGCGGAGGGUGCCCCGAGGACCCUCUACUCAACUGCACGCUUCGCGCGCUGACGUGGCGCUACCUGCGCGUGCCGUCCAACUCGUCUGACGUGGACUUCACUGUAGCAGCUGCCUCUGCUACAGACGCUGCUACAGUCGCAGGCACCUUCCAUCCCCUGCGCGCCCCCCUCCUCCUCCCCCACACUGCUCUGGCGGAGCUGCUGCUGCUGUCGUGGGCUCGAGGGCUCAUCCACUCGCGCCCCUCCGUGGAGGCUCUCUUCAUUGCCGCCCAGGGGAAGCACCGGGCGAGUCAGAGCAGCAGUGUGGGGGGAGAUGUGGGAGCCUCUGCAGAGGCUGCUGCUGUCCGCCCUCUGGCAGCCGCGUUUGUGAAGGAGGAGAGUGUGUGCGCUGCCCCUCGUGUUGCCCGCUAUGCAUACUUCUGCCCGCACAUGUACUGGAAGGCGAUGGGUUUUGUGGACCAGAAGUACCUGCAGCAGAUGCCUCGUCGAUG